Messenger RNA from Scleropages formosus (Asian bonytongue), 3014 nucleotides. RefSeq names its product Rho GTPase activating protein 25 (gene arhgap25). Bases 157 to 2217 code for a protein of 686 amino acids. NCBI's taxonomy places the organism in Eukaryota, Metazoa, Chordata, Actinopteri, Osteoglossiformes, Osteoglossidae. The transcript is spliced from 11 exons. Gene Ontology annotation, molecular function: GTPase activator activity. Gene Ontology annotation, cellular component: phagocytic cup. Gene Ontology annotation, biological process: actin filament organization; phagocytosis, engulfment; negative regulation of small GTPase mediated signal transduction. The record is from RefSeq and is a predicted model, not a curated record.
GAAGAAGGAAGUGAGGUGGAGAGAGGGAGAUGGUGCGGUGUACGCCUGUCAGAGAGAGAGAGAGCGAGGGGCAGCGGCACCAUGAACAUUUAGUGUGUAUGUGUGUGUGUGUAUGUGUGUGUGUUUGCGCGUGAGUGUGUGUGUGUGUAUGUGUGCAUGUAUGGGGACUGGCCUUGGCACAUGACAAAAAUGUCUCUGAAGCUGCCUCGCAACUGGGAUUUUAGCACCUUCAGGGCUGAAAGCGCAAAAAUAGCGCGGUCCAAGAGCGUGAUGCCGGGCGAGGGAAGCCCGGGGUCCUGCCGACCCGGCUCGCCGAGGACCCUGGACCGGCCCCUGAAGACCGGCUGGCUGAGGAAGCAGAGGUCCAUCGUGAAGAACUGGCAGAUGCGCUACUUCGUGUUGAAAGGCAACAAGUUGUUCUACCAUAAGGACGACAAGGAGGCGGCCUAUCAGGGCUCCAUUCCUCUGAAGUCAAGUCAAGUGAAUGAGCUGCCAUCAAACCCCGACGAACCUGGGAAAUUCCUUUUUGAAAUCAUUCCGGGGAGCAAUGGGGACAAAGAGCGAGACUCCUGCGUGUUAAUGGCAAACUCGCAGAACGAGAUGGAGGAGUGGGUCCGUGCCAUUCGCAGGGUCAUCGGGCUGCCCUCGGGUGGAGCUGUGUUUGGCAGGAGCCUGGGUGACAUCAUCACGUACGAGCAGAGGUUCGGCCCGCAGCAGGUGCCCAUCCUGGUGCAGAAGUGUGCGGAGUUCAUCCGUGAGCACGGCCUGGCCGAGGAGGGCAUUUUCCGCCUGCCGGGCCAGGACAACCAAGUCAAGCACCUCAGGGAUGCCUUUGACGCAGGCGAGCGGCCGUCCUUCCCCAGUGACACAGAUGUCCACACAGUGGCGUCAUUGUUCAAGCUCUACCUGCGGGAGCUGCCUGAACCCGUUGUGCCCUGGGCCCAGUACCAGGAUUUCCUGGAGUGCAGCAAAUAUCUGGACCCCAACAGUCUGGCGGGGCGAGACAAGUUGGAGGCGCAGAUCUCUCUCCUCCCGAGAGCCAACUACGACCUGCUCAGCUACAUUUGCAGAUUCCUGUAUGAGGUGCAGCAGAACUCCAAGGUGAACAAAAUGAGCGUGGAGAACCUGGCCACCGUCUUUGGAGUCAACCUGCUGAAGCCCCAGAUGGAGGAUCCUUUUAUCAUGAUGAGAGGGACACCUCAGAUUCAGAAGCUCAUGACAGUCAUGAUCCGGCAGCAUGAGGAUCUCUUCCCGCCCUCUAAGGAUGUACUUACAUCUCCGCCCUGCAAAAAGAACGAGAGCAAGGCCAGCGCCCCCCGCAGCUUUGUUGGGUGGGAUGUGGCCGAGGACCCUGCGGAGUUCAGCACCACCCCUACUGAAAUGUCAUCUCUUUCUGAGUUCCCGGAGGAAGGUGACACUGGAGCUCCGAGCAGCGAGAGAGAGGCAGGAGAGGGCUCAGAGGCCGCAGCUGACACUCAGCCUUCCUGCCUCUUCUCACCUUCUUCUUCAGCCACAGACCCAUGGACAGGGAGUCCCCGGAAGCGCACACAGACGCUGCCCGCUCUAAACUACCCAGGCAGAGCGGGUCAUGAGGCAGACAAAUUGAGGAAGGUGUCAGAGGGAACGGUGGAAGAGAUGCCGCCAAGCCCACCUCUCACGCUGGACAUUGAUGGCCAGAAGGGAACUUUCUCAGAGGACAUCUUCAAAAUCCUGGACCUACAGAGGGUUUCUCUCUUUACUGGAACGCAGAAGAAUGGCUCGCAGGCUGAGAGGGGAUCAGGAGGUCCUGACAGGAGGGGCAGCAAUUCCGCAGCAAGUCAGAACAGUCUCCCCAAAGCCAGGUGUGGGAGCAGCAGUAGCAGCAGCAGUGGCAGCCCUCUGUUUCGUUCUCCACCAUCCCAGGAGGAGAUUGCAGAUGUGGGAGCAGACCAGAAGAAGCUUGAUGCAUCUACAACUCUUCCCACUCAGCGCCUGAGGGACCCCAGCAAGAAGCCAAGCAGUGAUCAGGAAGAGGACAUUCAGAGCCUCCUGCAGAAGAACGGUGAGCUCACAGCCACGGUGGCCGAGCUGAGGUCGGCGCUGGAAGCGGAGAGACGUCGGGUGUCGGCACUGGAGAUCCGGCUGCGCAAUGCCGAGAGCAGCCGGGAUGAGGCCCUGCAGCGCAACCGGGAGUUGGACCAAGAGAUCCAGAAGUUUCUCUCAUCUAGACCUCUGUAGGGCUCAUCCCUGCCAUAGUUUACUCUGAAGCCAGAGGGUUGAAAUUUUGCCUGGACACCUUCUUUUCAAGAGUUUUUGAGAGCCUUGUCUGCAUUAGUUUGAGCUGUACACAGCAUCAUGGGUUGCAGAUGUGAUAUAAGGCAUGUACCGCACCUUAAACCUGCCCUGCAGGAGUAGGACUCAGAACAAGGCAGGACACAAACACGGUGGAGAUGCGUUCACAGGGUUUAUGACCAUGCUGCUAAAUGUAAUUCGUUUAUGCUUGAAAGUUCUUUCUGCAUGUUCUUCGACCUGUGAAUAUUUAAUUCUCAAAUUUUUGUACAAAGUAUACUAGAUAGGUUGAUUUAUUGUGAGCAAUAUAUCAUAACAUUUGUAUGGAAUUGUUCUGUUGUACAGCCCUGGUUCCUCAUUCCUGUUUUUCGGGGUGUUUUUCAGACUUUCUUCACUUACCUCUGGAAAACUUACCUCAAAACCAGUGCUGCACACAAAGUGAGGAUUUUUGAAAUUUUUAAAUUCAUAAGCUUAAUCGAUGUAAUUGGAACUACUGUGUCCGUUUUCAGACUGAUUGCAUAUUUGCUUUAAGUUGGCUCCACACUUUCUGACCAAUUUUUGCUGUGCAAGACCUUUCCUGUAAGCAAUAUGAACACACACAGUAAGACAACAUUGGCCUUUCUCAAGUGAUAUUCUAAAUAAAACACAAGGUUCUUAGUGAAUUGCAAUUUUUUUUUUCAGAACUUGCAUGAAACAUGUCUGUCUUACUUAUUUUCAUUAUCAUCUUUUUCAUUAUUGAUGAGGGU